Molecule: messenger RNA, 3879 nt
Organism: Coregonus clupeaformis (lake whitefish)
Lineage: Eukaryota; Metazoa; Chordata; Actinopteri; Salmoniformes; Salmonidae
Gene: slc30a4
Product: solute carrier family 30 member 4
Exons: 8
Coding region: 487-1836 (449 amino acids)
Biological process (GO): zinc ion transmembrane transport; response to zinc ion
Cellular component (GO): plasma membrane
Molecular function (GO): zinc ion transmembrane transporter activity
Source: RefSeq, a predicted model, not a curated record
GUAUGAGUUAACAGAAUAUGAACUGUUAAAAGGUAACUUCUUUUUUUAAAUCAUAUUUUUUGGAGUAGCGGCUCGCAGAUGCUAAAUGAAUAUAGGGGAAACACUGGAGAUGUUAGACACUUGGACCCUUGAACCUUCUGAGGGGUUGCAAACCCACUUCCUCUUGGAGAAGUGUGCAGACUUUUAUUCCAGCCCUGCUCUAAAACACCUGAUUCAGCUGAUCAAAGGUGAUUAGUAGAAUCAGGUGUGUUACAGUAGGGCUGGAGCAAAUGCCUGAAAACCCUGUAGCUUUUCAGGGGAGGAUUGGCAAGCACUGGCUGAAUGUCCUUAGUGUUUCAGGUGUGUCAACACAGAGAUGUAACGUUACAGCCACAACCACUGAUUCAAUACUUUAUAAGACGGUGACAUUGGUGAGAAGCACACCAAGCUCGGACCGGCAUCAUUGAAAGUUAACGGCUCCUGACCUGUCAACAACUGGUGUUAACGAUGUCAGGUGGUGCGAGCUUCAUGAGCAAGGUGCGGUCUGCCUUUAGGAAGGAGCCAGAGAACUGGGACCUGAGCGACACCGCACCCUUUGACCUCUCCGGUGACGAACUCGUGGAGGAUGAAGCGCCCAAAUUCAACAAACUCAAAGUGGUGGUUUCCGGUGAGAUGGAGGACUACGCAGCCGGGGCAUCGCCGAACGGCGUCGUGGUGAACACAGUGGUGGUGGACGAUGACGACUCGCUGCUCGACUCGUCCUCAGGGAGCUUGGGGAGCCCCAGUGUCAACAUGGACCGGUUGCAGUGUGAGAGCUGCACGAGGAAGAGAGAGGGGGUUAAACGGAGGAGAGUGAUGAAGAAGUUGGUGUGCGCCUCUGUGUUGUAUUUCCUCUUCAUGAUUGGAGAACUGAUAGGUGGUUAUGUAGCUAACAGUCUGGCCAUAAUGACUGAUGCUCUCCACAUGUUAACUGACCUGAUUGGGAUAGUGGUAUCUCUACUGGCGUUGUGGCUGUCUGCUAAACCACCCACCAACAGAUUCACCUUCGGACUGCAUCGCCUGGAGGUGGUCUCAGCCGGUAUCAGUGUGUUACUCAUUUACAUCCUAACGGGGGUGUUGUUGAACGAGGCGGUGCAGAGAACUGUCAGUCAGGACUUUGAUAUCAACGGAGAUGCCAUGCUCAUCACUGCAGCUGUGGGGGUCGCUGUCAACCUAGUUAUGGGUUUCCUCCUGAACCAGACCGGUAACGGUCACCUCCACUCCCACGGGGGUCAUGGUCACUCCCACGGGGGUCCCCCUCCACCCUCACACGGCCAUGGCCACAGCCACGGUGGCCCCCCAGCCCAGGGGCAGCAGGGUCCCCAGGGCAGCCUGGCGGUCAGGGCAGCCUUCAUCCAUGCACUGGGAGACCUGGUCCAGAGUAUAGGGGUCCUCAUCGCUGCCUACAUCGUACGCUUCAAGCCAGAGUACAAGCUGGCGGACCCCAUCUGUACCUACAUCUUCUCUAUCCUGGUGCUGUUCACUACGAUACGCAUCAUACGAGACACGGGAGUCAUCGUCCUCGAGGGGGCACCCAGGCAUGUGGACGUUCAGCGAAUCAGAGAAGACCUUCUGAAGUUGGAGGACGUCCAAUCAGUGGACGAGCUCAACGUGUGGGCGUUAACCGGCGACAAGACCACCGCCCUCGCACACCUGCAGCUUUCGCCCUCUAGUGCCAGUGCGUGGGAGGACGUGCAGGCCAAGGCCAGACACCUGUUGAUACACACCUACGGCCUGACCAGGUGCACUGUGCAGGUCCAGACACACAGAAACAGGGCUACACACACCUGCACACGCUGCCGAGAGUCCACCGCAUAGCCUAAAAAAAUAAAACCACACAGAGUCUGAGGACGUUAUACCAGACUGGUGUCAAAGCGUAGUGAACUGAACUGAUCUAUGCCAUCGGCAGGAUACUCGGACGGACAGUCGGACGCACAUUUAUUUUUAAAGGACAGCUGAUUCCUCCUGGGCUGUUAACCUGCCUGCAAAGUUUUCUGAAGAGGAGGGGUUGAACGCAUCUUAACCUUUCAACAAAAACAAAAAAAGACAUAUCUAUAAUAAUCACCAUUAAAGCCUGUAAAUGUUGAUAAUUUAACAUUAUUCCUUUUGUUACUUUACUUAUAUAAUUGAACUGUGUUAAUGUGUUUGUUUGUGAGAGCUGUAUACUUUGACUGUAUGUGUUUCGAGUGGGGUGAUAGCAGGGAAUGAGUGUGUCUCUGUAGGUGAAUCUCAAUUCUAUUUCCUUGAUUCCUUCUCAAAACGCAUCGGAGGAGAUGGUCCUAGGGGAGGAACAUCAGAUUCAAUACAAUUAAGAUUCACCCUGUCUGUCAUAUCCUCUCCUCACAAGGUAGAACCACUGGGAUCUACUCUGACCUGUUCAGGACCAAUCCUAACAUGAGAUAUGCACCUGUAUGUAAAGUCUGGCACGCCAAUGCAACAACUUACACAGAAAUACAAGUUAACUGUGUGAUUUAUCUGAAGUUAGUAUUGGUCCUCUAGUGUAGCGGAGAGGCCUGUAUCAGUGUUUGACAAGGUUGAUGUGAGGCUGUCAGAAAAUGUUACUAGCUGUCCAAUCCUUUCUUCCUCUGUCCUUGUUUCUUUAACUCUUCUCAAAGCUAAUUGGCAGAGAGGAUCCAAGGUCCUACCCUCUGACGACCUCCUCCAAUGAGCUUUGAGAGGAAUUGAGGAAAAAAGGAGUGAGAAGCUAGUAAUGUUUUCAGGCACAGCCAGAGAUGAGGCCCAGGCCGGCUCUAAAAGGUUAAUCCAUACAUCUGAUCGUGUUAUUGAUCAUCUGAUGAUCGUGUCAAUAUUGCCUUUGCUAAUGUUUGAAAAUGUCUUCUCCUUCUUUGCUCAUUGUGUUGAACCAAUAGACAGAGAGAAGUGUUGUUUUUAUGUUAAAGGGUUGUGUUUCUUUGACUUGUUUCUUUAAGUUAACUUCUUCUAGCUGAAAACAGUAAAUGGACAAUGAAAGUGACUUUGUGAAUCAUGUGUAAUACUGUAGUAGGGUAAUACAUGACUACUGCCUCUAGUUAAUUUCAGCCAGUUUUAUUUAAUUCUCAUCAGAUUGAUUGAUUGAGCCUGUCAACAUUUCAGAUAGGCAGUAUUUUUCCAUAAGCAUUAUGAGGGCUGUGAGAUAAUAUGCCAAUAUUUAUCAUAUGCAUAAUUCAAAGCCAUAUUUAUUAUGUGUGUAUAUAAAUACAUAUGGGUUUGGCAUCAUCAUGUCUUCAGGUCUUGGUUGGUUCCUUAAUAACCACUAACUGUCCUAGUCCUCCUGUCCCAGCUUAUCAACAUGAGGUUGGUUGGAACUGACAAAUGUAUUUUCCUUUCUCUUAACUGCAAAUCAGAUCAGUAUAUGCAUUACCUGCCUUGUGUUGCGCUUGUUUUGAUGUUUAUUUUAUUUGGUCGAUCAUGUGUCAGGGUUGCCUCUCUACAGCAGCACUCACCAGUGUUUCUGUGAUUUGCACAUUCAUUCCUUCAACCUGAACACUUCUUAAGGCUCUGCUCCAAUAUCCACUACGUAGACUGAAGUAUGGUUACAUCCCAAAUGGCAUAGCUUCUAAGUGGUAAACUAGUAUGGGCAUGAGAACCGAGCCUUCUAUUCUCUUAUCAGGAUGCAGUAUUGCCCGGUUGUUGAUCACAUGAUCAGCUGUUUGUUUACGUGUGAAUGAUUCAUGGUUAUCAAUCUUUAGUUAAUUUAUCACUAGACCGAGACCUGUCUCAGUCUCACUCACGCUUCCCUUUACUAAACUAACACAGUACGACUAUCACUGUCUCAACUUAAAGAUUUGUUGACUGGAAACAUGUGAAUGAAGAACCUGUUACAUUUAGAAAUAAAUAUUUUAUUUUGAACACCCACCUAAA